UGUGUGUGUGUGUGUGUGUCUCGGAAUAAAUCUGGGAAUACAAACAUUAUCUGUUGUAAUUAGGGAAAAGCCAAGCAGUUGAAAGGAUUUCCACUGUUUUGGAUAGAGGGGGGAAAGUGUGUAAUCCCUUCAAGCCAGCGUGUGUCCUGUGGAUUACCAGACUGCUGUCAGUCUUUGUUCACAGUUAAUUACACGUAUCCAUUCAAUAUUGAGGAAGUUUGCAAAUUCUUCCAAUUAACUGCACCUCAAUUGUAGGGUAACUCUCAGGGGUCGCGCGCUUGCUGUUUGAGAUCAUGUUUUGUUCAUGUAACAAAAUCCUCUAAUGGCCCAAACCACUACAGUUAAAGUAGUUUUACGCGCAGAAUUGUAUGCUUUACAGCUGUUACGUUUUCUAUUAAUUAGACUAGCCAACUUAAGAUUUGGGUUAAUCAAUAAAACUUUAAGAACAACGUUAUAGUUUUAUUAAUCUCUCACAGCAUUGACGAUGAUACACUUUACUCAAUUGAAAUUAAUUGCCACGUUCUGCUUGACAAGAACCUUAAAAAUUAAACGUUUAAUUUUGUUCAAAUUAUUAUUUAUACCAAUAUUAAUGUAUACAAAUAAUAUUUUUCUGUCAUAUAUUUAUAUAAACUACAUCUUUUACAAAAACUUGUUAUGGUUAAACUAAUAAUGCAAAAUUAAUUGAACGUAAAUGGAAAUUUAUUUUAGCGGUGACUAAAAUCACAAUUUUAUUGACAUUUUAAAAUCAAAUGGGCCUUGCAAUUCUGAUUGAAUAUGUAAUCCCACCCCAGUUUAUUUUAUUUCUGUAGGCCAUCGUGCUCAAGACAUCUGGAGUGGGAAAAGAUGAUUUAAGAUUUACAUAAGACGGUUUAUAAAGCUUCUUUAUUAAGGAUCUCUGGGAGGAGUUAAAUGCCAUAGACAAUACAAGAUCCCUCAUUUUGGUCAUUCUGACGUUUCUUGACGUGUCGAAGGGGAAGUCACUCGCACAAUAGGACCCCGGUCGAGGGGAUCCAUAUAAGACCCCUGAGGGUCACUGUAUCCUCACUGAGUGCGGCUCAAACACUGGAGAAAGUUGCGUGAUUUGUUUCUGCUGGGACAGCUUGGAAUAUUAAAAACAUUUUUUUUUUACAAAAAAAUAUUGAAAAUAAGAAAAAUUUUGCUUUGGCACAAGGUGCGACUUUCUGUACUUUUCUUUUUUAAACGAAAAGUUGGAUGCGACUUGUUGGAUCACAGUGCCAAGACAUGGAUGAGCGUCUCUCUCCAACUGCGCGCUUGGCUCGCAGUCCUGCUUCCCAAACGCGAAUCCACAGCAUCGAAUCCAUUUUGGGAUUUAAAGGAGAAAAUAUGUUUCACCCGGCGUUUUCCUUUGGCUCAGGAAGACCAGUCAAAGGAAUUGAAGACCCUAACGAGGGUUUGUCCCCUAAAAAGGACACUUCUAACUCCAAAAACUUUGAAAGUGUAUGUAGAUCUGUCACCAUGGUCAGUCCUGAUUUACCGGACGGAGAUUGUGGUAAAUUAUCGGACGAUGAAAAUCCCAAGAAGAAACACAGACGUAACCGGACUACGUUCACCACAUUUCAGCUGCACGAGCUCGAAAGAGCGUUUGAAAAGUCGCAUUAUCCUGACGUGUACAGUAGAGAAGAGCUCGCGCUAAAAGUCAACCUGCCUGAAGUUCGAGUACAGGUGUGGUUCCAAAACCGGCGUGCCAAGUGGCGCCGUCAAGAGAAACUGGAAGUGAGCUCCAUCAAACUGCAGGAGUCAUCCAUGCUUUCCAUCAGCAGAUCAGGGCCACUGUCUCUGGGUAGUGGUUUACCCUUGGAGCCCUGGCUUACUGCAUCGAUUUCUUCCUCCUCCUCUUCACUACAAUCCCUACCCAGCUUCAUCACCCCUCAACAUGGUGUGCCAGCCAGCUACACGCCUCAGCAGUUUCUCAGCUCAUCCACGCUCAACCACCAUCUACCACACAUAGGGGCGGUGUGCCCACCUCCACAGGCAUAUCAGUGCUCGGGGUUUAUGGAUAAAUUUUCACUGGAAGAGGCAGAUCCACGAAACACAAGCAUUGCAUCGUUAAGAAUGAAAGCUAAAGAGCACAUACAGUCUAUAGGGAAAACGUGGUAGAUGUUGAAUAUUGUAGGACUGAGAAAACCAGAGACUUUGGAAAAUAUGCUACAUCCUUUGAUGUCAAAGACACUGGAGACCAUCAAUCCACACUCGAGUCACCCUGAGUGACAGACAUUUUAGUAUCUUUAUAAACCCCACAGAUCAAAAGUGUUCAUUGUGGAUGUCAGAUCAGUUUACAACUGUUUUUGUAUUUAAAAGUUCAUGAAUGUAUUUAAACAUGUUCAUAUACAUUUCAAAUAGCCAAACAGGGCUAAUUCAACCCUUUUGUGUGACCACAAAAAGCAUAGAGAUUUUAGAGAAAUCAUACCUGCAUUUAAUUUAAUUUAAUGCAUUUGAUUAAUCUGUCUUCCAUUUAAAAUCCAUUCAUGUGUCUACAAAACCCAUUCUGUGCUAGGUAUUUAUUUUUUAUUCAGCAAUGCACAGUACAGCUUGCCACUUUUAAUUGGAUUUUUGUUUUCACACUGUACAAAUAAAUUUUGUAUUUUUUAAAAGUAAAUUCAUUAAAAAACA
Molecule: messenger RNA, 2631 nt
Organism: Misgurnus anguillicaudatus (oriental weatherfish)
Lineage: Eukaryota; Metazoa; Chordata; Actinopteri; Cypriniformes; Cobitidae
Gene: rax
Product: retinal homeobox gene 3
Biological process (GO): positive regulation of transcription by RNA polymerase II
Molecular function (GO): DNA-binding transcription factor activity, RNA polymerase II-specific; RNA polymerase II cis-regulatory region sequence-specific DNA binding
Source: RefSeq, a predicted model, not a curated record